Molecule: messenger RNA, 4652 nt
Organism: Pongo pygmaeus (Bornean orangutan)
Lineage: Eukaryota; Metazoa; Chordata; Mammalia; Primates; Hominidae
Gene: PLCL2
Product: phospholipase C like 2
Exons: 7
Coding region: 451-3657 (1068 amino acids)
Biological process (GO): release of sequestered calcium ion into cytosol; regulation of synaptic transmission, GABAergic; gamma-aminobutyric acid signaling pathway
Molecular function (GO): GABA receptor binding; phosphatidylinositol-4,5-bisphosphate phospholipase C activity; inositol 1,4,5 trisphosphate binding
Source: RefSeq, a predicted model, not a curated record
CCUGCCCUCCGUGCGUUUCCUCUCGGCGCCGCGGACUUUAACGGGGCUCUGAGGGGACGUGACAGAGCUCGGCACGCGGCGGCCUCUGGGGAGUUAGGGUCCGGAGAGACCCGCGCGUCGCCCCCCGCCCGCCCGGGGCCGGGAGAUCCUCGGGAGCCGCCUCCGCGUGUCCAGACAGUGUCGGGGCGGCCGCCACUUCCCCUCGCCCUUCGCCGGAGGAAUCUUCCGAUAAUUCUGCCGCCGCGACUUUAACCGUGCGCAAGGCGACAGCUCGAAACAAACAUCACAUCUAAAUUAAAAAAAAAAAAAAAAAAAAAAGCGGAAGAAGCGGCCGAGGCGGCGGCGGCGGGAGGAGGAGAGGAGGAGGGGCCGCGCGCGGCGGCCCGAGGCGGCGGCGGGGACGCGGGGACGCGAGGACGCGGCUUUGUGCAGGCGGGUCGCGGGGCGCCCAUGGCGGAGUGCGGCCGGGGGGGCGCCGCCGGCGGGGCCCUGCCCACCUCCCCGGGCCCGGCCCUCGGCGCCAAGGGCGCCCUGAAAGCCGGAGUAGGGGAAGGCGGUGGCGGGGGAGGUCGCCUCGGCCACGGGCGGGGGCGCUAUGACAGCGGCGGGGUUUCCAACGGAGACUGCAGCCUCGGCGUGUCCGGGGACGAAGCCCGGGCUAGCCCUACCAGGGGACCCCGCGGCGUUGCGCUCGCCCCGACCCCCAGCGCGGUCGUCUGUACCCUCCCCCGGGAGAGCAAGCCGGGCGGCCUGCCCCGCCGGAGCAGCAUCAUCAAGGAUGGUACAAAACAGAAGAGGGAACGGAAAAAGACAGUCUCAUUCAGCAGCAUGCCAACAGAGAAGAAGAUCAGCAGUGCAAGUGAUUGUAUUAAUUCAAUGGUUGAGGGUUCAGAACUCAAAAAGGUUCGCUCCAACUCUAGGAUUUAUCAUAGGUACUUUUUACUGGAUGCUGACAUGCAGAGCCUAAGGUGGGAGCCAUCUAAGAAGGAUUCUGAGAAAGCCAAGAUUGACAUUAAAUCCAUCAAGGAAGUGAGAACAGGAAAAAACACAGACAUAUUCCGCAGCAAUGGCAUUUCUGACCAGAUAUCUGAAGAUUGUGCGUUUUCCGUCAUAUAUGGAGAGAAUUAUGAGUCACUGGAUUUGGUUGCCAACUCCGCAGAUGUUGCAAACAUCUGGGUUACGGGACUGCGGUACCUAAUUUCUUAUGGAAAACACACACUUGAUAUGUUAGAAAGUAGCCAAGAUAACAUGAGGACUUCUUGGGUUUCACAAAUGUUUAGUGAAAUCGAUGUAGAUAACCUUGGACAUAUAACUCUGUGUAAUGCUGUGCAAUGUAUCAGAAACCUCAAUCCUGGUUUAAAAACGAGCAAAAUUGAGCUUAAGUUCAAAGAAUUGCAUAAAUCAAAGGACAAAGCUGGUACCGAGGUCACAAAGGAAGAAUUUAUUGAGGUUUUUCAUGAGCUUUGUACUAGACCUGAAAUUUAUUUCCUUUUAGUUCAGUUUUCAAGCAAUAAAGAAUUUCUUGAUACCAAGGACCUUAUGAUGUUUCUUGAGGCAGAACAGGGUGUGGCACAUAUAAAUGAGGAAAUAAGCCUUGAAAUUAUUCACAAAUAUGAGCCAUCCAAAGAGGGUCAGGAAAAGGGCUGGCUCUCCAUAGACGGGUUUACUAAUUACCUUAUGUCACCUGACUGUUAUAUAUUUGAUCCAGAACACAAGAAGGUCUGUCAGGAUAUGAAGCAACCUCUGUCUCAUUACUUUAUAAACUCAUCUCAUAAUACAUACUUAAUAGAGGAUCAGUUCCGAGGUCCCUCCGACAUCACAGGAUAUAUUCGAGCUCUUAAAAUGGGUUGCCGGAGUGUUGAAUUAGAUGUAUGGGAUGGGCCGGACAAUGAACCUGUAAUUUACACAGGCCACACCAUGACCUCUCAGAUAGUUUUCCGCAGUGUCAUUGAUAUUAUUAACAAGUAUGCAUUCUUUGCUUCAGAGUAUCCUCUUAUCUUGUGUUUAGAAAACCACUGUUCCAUUAAACAACAGAAGGUAAUGGUUCAGCACAUGAAGAAACUUUUAGGAGACAAGCUCUAUACAACAUCACCCAAUGUUGAGGAAUCUUAUCUACCAUCCCCAGAUGUCCUGAAAGGUAAAAUACUAAUUAAAGCAAAGAAGCUGUCCUCAAAUUGCUCUGGUGUAGAAGGAGAUGUUACUGAUGAAGAUGAAGGAGCAGAAAUGUCUCAGAGGAUGGGAAAAGAGAACGUGGAGCAACCCAACAAUGUGCCUGUGAAGCGAUUUCAGCUUUGUAAAGAACUGUCUGAACUGGUCAGCAUCUGCAAAUCAGUUCAGUUCAAAGAAUUUCAGGUGUCAUUUCAGGUUCAGAAGUACUGGGAAGUCUGUUCCUUUAAUGAAGUGCUUGCCAGCAAGUACGCCAAUGAAAAUCCAGGGGACUUUGUAAAUUACAACAAACGUUUUCUUGCUAGGGUUUUUCCCAGUCCAAUGAGAAUUGAUUCCAGUAACAUGAACCCUCAAGAUUUUUGGAAAUGUGGUUGCCAAAUUGUAGCCAUGAACUUUCAGACACCAGGACUGAUGAUGGACCUGAAUAUUGGCUGGUUUAGGCAGAACGGAAACUGUGGCUAUGUCCUCCGGCCAGCCAUCAUGAGGGAGGAGGUCUCCUUCUUCAGCGCCAAUACAAAAGACUCUGUCCCAGGGGUCUCACCUCAACUUCUUCACAUUAAAAUCAUCAGUGGGCAGAACUUUCCCAAGCCCAAAGGAUCAGGUGCCAAAGGUGACGUGGUGGAUCCUUAUGUUUAUGUUGAAAUCCAUGGAAUCCCUGCUGAUUGUGCAGAACAAAGGACAAAAACAGUGCACCAGAAUGGAGAUGCUCCCAUUUUUGAUGAAAGCUUUGAAUUUCAAAUCAACCUGCCUGAACUGGCCAUGGUGCGCUUUGUAGUGCUGGAUGAUGACUACAUUGGGGAUGAAUUCAUUGGCCAGUACACAAUUCCCUUUGAAUGUUUACAGACGGGCUACCGCCAUGUCCCCCUGCAGUCCUUAACUGGAGAGGUCCUUGCACAUGCUUCUUUAUUUGUCCACGUGGCUAUUACUAACCGAAGAGGAGGAGGGAAGCCUCAUAAAAGGGGCCUUUCUGUGAGAAAAGGGAAGAAAUCCAGGGAAUAUGCAUCUUUGAGAACAUUGUGGAUUAAAACUGUGGAUGAGGUAUUCAAAAAUGCCCAGCCCCCUAUACGGGAUGCCACAGAUCUGAGAGAAAACAUGCAGAAUGCGGUGGUGUCAUUCAAGGAGCUGUGUGGCCUCUCCUCUGUGGCCAAUCUCAUGCAGUGCAUGUUGGCGGUGUCUCCCCGCUUUCUGGGGCCUGAUAACACACCCCUAGUGGUCCUGAAUCUCAGCGAGCAGUACCCCACAAUGGAGCUGCAGGGAAUUGUGCCGGAGGUUCUGAAGAAGAUCGUAACAACUUAUGACAUGAUGAUUCAGUCCCUCAAGGCGUUGAUUGAAAAUGCAGAUGCUGUAUAUGAAAAGAUCGUACAUUGUCAGAAGGCAGCCAUGGAAUUCCAUGAACACUUGCACAGCAUAGGCACCAAGGAAGGUUUGAAGGAAAGAAAACUACAAAAAGCAGUGGAGAGCUUUACCUGGAAUAUUACCAUCUUAAAGUGAGCUAGGAGAGGUGGCAGCGCUCCAGGCAGAUGGCCAGCAGUAAACACACAGCAGGAGGCUCCCAGUGGCACAAAUGCUUAGGGAGGGUCUCAGAUGACCCCGGAAAUGCAGAGAAGAGGAAAUGAAGGAGGAAGCCAGGAAGACUGCUGAAGGAGCUCUGAAACAGGCCAAGGCUUGAGAAUUACCUGGGAUGCUUAAACAUGCCCUCUCCUAAGCCUCACCCCAGACUUCCCAGACCAGAAUCUCCAGGCUUGGAACCCAGGAAUCUGCUUAUUUAACAAGUUUCUUAGGGGAUUCUGAGGCACACUAAAAAAAAAACCUUAUUAUUGUCGUCCUAGAAUCAAAAGCUUUCCUGAUGCAUCACCAUAGUCGUUUGAACCAUAAGGAGGUAGGGUGGCCAGCCAUCCCAGAAGCAAGACAUUCAGUGCUAAAACCAGGACAAUCUGGGCAAACUGGGACCAUUGAUCACCCUGAGAGGAGUUCCUGCCACUAAAAAUGUCGUUUUAUUGAAGGAUAUCUGUCCCAGUUUUUAUGAAUCUUUACUUGCGUAGUUUCGUUUUUUUUAAUUUUGAAGGUUCUUUUAAAAUUCAGAAAUGAACAAAGAAGAAAUAAAGUCAUCUAUAACUGCCACACCCAGAAUUAUCUACUAUUAACAUCUUGGCAUACUUACUUCCAGUCAUUUUUUUUCUUGAAUAAAAAAGCAUUCAUUUGUUGUUAUAAAUCUAUCUUUUUUAAAAUAGAAAAAUGUUUUUAAAUGACCCAAGAUUCUCCCUCUGAGAAAUAACCAUUAUUAGACAUAGGUGACCUUAUUCCAGGAACCUUUCUAUAUGAAUAUGUCUGGAUGGAUCAGUAUAUAUUUUAAUGAUUCUAAGUCAUACUUUUUUUCACACUUUCGGUAUCUUUGAAAUUAGCAUAUAUCUUAUAGUCCAUGGCAUCUUUGCAUUAUAUCCUGGUUAAAUUGGCAAUGAUUUUUAUUUCUUAGUGCUACAUAAAAU